AUGACCGUAGAGACUCUGCCGUACCAAAAUGGCGUCGUCUCCAACGGAGAUCUAGUCUCCACUAACCCUAACUCUACCGCUACCACCACGAAGAAAUCCAAAGAGAUCGAACGACGUCGUCGCAGACGCAAGCAGAAGAAGAAUAAGUCUCAGGUUCCUGAUGCUUACUCCGCCGCCGCCGCAAACGGAGACGACAGCGACGCCGCAAAUGAUGAUGGUGGUGAUGCCAAGGAGAACGCCGAUCCUCAACAGGUUGUGGAGCAAGUUGUCAUUGAGUAUGUCCCAGAAAAGGCAGAGUUAGAGGAUGGCAUGGAUGAGUUCAGGAAUAUCUUUGAGAAGUUCAAUUUCCUUCAAAGUGCUGGUUCUGAGGAGAAUGAUAAAAAGGAUGAAUCGGUAAAAAAUGCAGACUCCAAGAAGAAAGCUGACUCAGAUUCAGAAGAGGAAGAACAAGAUAGUGAACAAAAAGAGAAAGGCGUGUCAAACAAGAAGAAAAAGCUUCAAAGACGGAUGAAAAUUGCUGAUUUGAAACAGAUAUGCUCCAGACCCGAUGUAGUAGAGGUCUGGGAUGCAACUUCUGCAGACCCGAAGCUUUUAGUGUUUCUGAAGUCGUACAGAAAUACUGUUCCUGUGCCUAGACACUGGGGAGCGGCUGUGACAAUCAUGGAGCCCGGACUUUGUGACUGGGGGCUUAGAUAUUAUAUGAACCAUAAUGUCUUGCGAGACCAGGCAGCAGGAGUUCCUGCUGGCCCUGGUAUGUCAAGAGUCUCAGGUAAGCGUGGUAUUGAGAAGCAACCUUUUCAACUUCCUGAUUUUAUUGCUGCAACAGGAAUUGAGAAAAUUAGACAGGCUUACAUUGAAAAGGAAGAUGGUAAGAAGUUAAAACAAAAGCAACGUGAGCGUAUGCAGCCAAAGAUGGGCAAAAUGGAUAUUGACUAUCAGGUUCUCCAUGAUGCAUUUUUCAAGUAUCAGACGAAGCCAAAGCUGACCACGCUUGGUGACCUGUAUCACGAGGGGAAAGAAUUUGAGGUAAAGCUGAGGGAGAUGAAACCAGGCAGUCUUUCACAAGAACUUAAAGAAGCUCUGGGUAUGCCAGAGGGCGCACCUCCUCCCUGGCUUAUUAAUAUGCAGCGAUAUGGCCCUCCUCCAUCUUAUCCACAUCUAAAAAUUCCUGGACUUAAUGCUCCUAUUCCUCCUGGAGCUAGCUUUGGAUAUCAUGCUGGUGGCUGGGGCAAGCCUCCUGUUGAUGAAUAUGGGCGCCCUUUAUAUGGAGAUGUUUUUGGGGUUCAGAUACAAGAACAGCCAAACUAUGAGGAGGAGCCAGUUGAUAAGACCAAGCAUUGGGGUGAUUUGGAGGAAGAAGAGGAGGAAGAGGAGGAGGAGGAGGAAGAGGAGGAAGAGCUUGAUGAGGAGGAGUUGGAGGAUGGUGCUCAAUCAGUUGAUAGCCUUUCAAGCACACCAACUGGAGUCGAGACUCCUGAUGUUAUUGACCUUCGUAAGCAGCAGAGAAAGGAACCUGAGAGGCCUCUUUAUCAAGUUCUUGAAGAAAAACAAGAGAAGAUUGGUGCAGGGACUUUACUUGGAACGACACACACGUAUGUGGUCAACACAGGCACCCAGGACAAGACGGCAGCCAAAAGGGUUGAUCUACUUAGAGGUCAGAAAACAGAUAGAGUUGAUGUUACUCUACUACCUGAAGAAUUGGAAGUUAUGGAUAAUGUUUUACCUUCGAAAUAUGAGGAAGCAAGAGAGGAGGAGAAGCAACGUAGUCAACGAGAGGAUUUCAGUGACAUGGUUGCUGAGAAUGAGAAGAAGAGGAAGCGUAAGAUGCAGGAAAAGGAUGGGAAAUCAAAGAAAAAGGAUUUCAAAUUCUAA
Dovyalis caffra is the source of this 1872-nucleotide messenger RNA. Lineage: Eukaryota; Viridiplantae; Streptophyta; Magnoliopsida; Malpighiales; Salicaceae. The record is from the annotation of a GenBank genome assembly.